AUGUUUAACGAAACGAAUUGCCAACAAAUGGCUCAAGUUGCGACGUCAUCAAAUCUCAGAAUUCACAUAUCGAUGAAACUUCAUUUCAACAGCAAAUGUGUCCUUUUCACUCAUAAUUUCUUUGUUUUAAUCCAUUGUGUUGCACGUAUUGGACUUCAUGGAAAAGAUCUUAUCAAUUACUUUGAUAGCUGGAAUAGCGGGUGCGAUAUAAUACCAUCCCGAAGCAGAUGUGAUAUCAGAAUAUUCUAUAAAUUCUCCGAGUAUAUAAUAGAAAUCAGCCCAUUCAUUUUGACGAUCGAAAGAUUUGUGGCGACGUUUCAAGCAUAUCACUACGAAAACAGAUACAAAUGGUUUGGAAUUGUUCUGAAUAUUCUUCAUUUAUCUCUCGGAAGCCUAUUUCUGUACAUCCAGAACUCUACAAACACUGGGGAAGUUAUCAUUUAUUAUUGCUGGCUAGCCAACACCGGAAACCGGUUCCUUGUCAAUGUACCCACUUUCUUUAUAUUUUUCAGUCAACUUGCCACAAUACCCGGGUUACUGUACCUUUUGAGGAAGAAUGAGUGGAAUUUACAGAAGUUCCGAGAAGCAUCUUUACAAAAACAUUGUACUCUUACGGAAAGAUAUCAAAUUUCUGAGAACCUGAGGACAUCGAGCAUGUUUCGAAUAAUGAGUAUUGUGACAUGGAUUUUUGUGGUUUAUAAUGCAGGUGGAGCGUAUAUUGCACACUUUUACAUGGGGUCAAUGGAAUUCGCAGAUCAAUUUGCAAUUGUGGAGAUAAUCCAUGCUAUACCUAUCUACUACAUAAUACUCAGUAUUCUGAUAAUUCGAGUAGACAAAAAGCCUCAGAGCGAGUUCACAAUCAGAGUGAACACCUACCAACCUCAUUAUUUCAUCGAACUUCAAAAGUUUUUCGAUGAGGCAUUUGAGAAGAUCAACUUACGAAAACAAAAAGUUGUUCCAGUUCAAAAAAACAAGAUUCAGAAGACACAGACUUCGAAGGUAUUCAUUGUUUCUACCUGA
Molecule: messenger RNA, 1020 nt
Organism: Caenorhabditis remanei
Lineage: Eukaryota; Metazoa; Nematoda; Chromadorea; Rhabditida; Rhabditidae
Exons: 6
Coding region: 1-1020 (339 amino acids)
Source: RefSeq, a predicted model, not a curated record